AUGAAUCAAUGCAACAUUACACAAAAUAGAGUCAAAGGUUCUAGUGGAGGUUAUACCACACAAUAUAUUACCUCUGAUUCAUUCAUCACUUGUGUAAAUGUUAUCGAGAACAAUCAAUCAUCUGGUUGGUUUAAUUACCACAGUAAAUAUUCAUCAUCAACCUCAAAGUUUAAAGUUUCUUCAUGUAAUUAUAUAAGAAAUAAAGAUUCUAAAUCGGGUGGUAGUUUGAUUUAUACUAAUACUGAUCUUAUCAUGAGUUAUUGUUGUAUCCUUGAGAAUGAAAUUACUUACAUAUUUGAAGUAAGUUCAGCAACAAUGACUUUCGAAAAUUCAACAACAGAUAGCACAGUUUCAACAAGAACAAGUCCAAUUUUUAAGAACACAAAUAUUUCAAGUUGUCCUCUUUUCAAGAAUUCUAUUCCAACAGAAGACCUAAAUGAAGAAGAAAAGGAAGAUGAUUUUUAUAUUCCUUACAUUAAAAAACCUAUCAAAUUUGUUUCCAUAUUUGCAUUGAUAGCUUCGGCUUGUUCUUGA
This is a messenger RNA of Trichomonas vaginalis G3, 534 nucleotides long. RefSeq lists its product as uncharacterized. The transcript has a single exon. NCBI's taxonomy places the organism in Eukaryota, Parabasalia, Trichomonadida, Trichomonadidae. Bases 1 to 534 code for a protein of 177 amino acids. The record is from RefSeq and is a predicted model, not a curated record.